UGUAUAGUCUGUUGCCGAACGGGGCUUGCGUCAGCUUCCCAUUUCAGUAGCACAAGGAGCACAGGGGACUGACUCUCGGCUUUCAGAAGACAUUUCAAAGGCCAAUUGCCUAGCUCUACAUGGUAAGGUUGAGAUGAAGCGGUCUUUGAGGAGAACGUAGAGUCUUAUCUUGGAUUCCAGACGGCUGAGCUGCAACAACGAUUUUAUCAGCAGGUAGAGUACUCACGGUGUGAACACCGUCUGCUGCUGUAGCCGAGUCCGAGCCAGAUUUUCCCCGCCUUCAAAGCGCCAUGGAGGAGGAGAAUGGAGAAUCUGAAUCCACCUAUGGAGCCACGACGGUCUCGUACGGACAUAUGCCGGAGGUGGAGGCGUCGUCCCUCGGCUCUACCUUCGACAUCCCCGAGCUGCAUUUCCGAGUUCCCCGGGACAAGUACCACCUGGUCUACUUGGCGCUGCUGCUGGCCGGGGUUGGGUUUCUGCUGCCCUAUAACUCCUUCAUCACCGAUGUGGACUACCUCCAUGCCAGAUACCCCGGGACCAGCAUAGUCUUCGAUAUGAGCCUUACCUACAUAUUAGUGGCGUUUGGAGCUGUUUUGAUAAACAACAGUCUGAUAGAGACGUUCGGUAUCCACACCCGCAUCACGCUGGGGUACGGCCUCGCCUUCUCCAGUCUGGUCUUCAUCGCCAUCUUGGACAUCUGGUUAGAGGUGUUCGACAAGGACACGUCUUACGUCAUGAACCUCCUGGCUGUGUCGGUGGUUGCUUUUGGUUGUACCGUACAACAGUCCAGCUUCUAUGGAUACACCAGUAUGCUGCCCCCACGGUACACACAGGCCGCCAUGACGGGAGAAAGUGCAGCUGGCUUACUGGUGUCCAUAAACAGAAUCGUGACCAAGGCUCUUGUUCAGGACAAGCGGGCCAACACUGUCAUCUUCUUCUGCCUCUCCAUCUUCUUCGUGGCCGCCUGCUUCAUCUCUCACCAGCUGGUCAAGAGGUCAAAGUUCGUGCGACACCACCUGGCGGCCUGCGUCAGCGCCAGAAGCCCAGACGGAGUAGACGGCGCCUUUGGGGAAGUAAGAUUAGAAAUCCUGGACUCAGAACCGAAGGAAGCCUUAACGGAAUCUCCGGGCACGGCCAGUGACGAUGGCCAGGCGGAAGUGGAGGGGUCCCGACAGAAGUCCCUGCGGGUCCGGUUGAAGCAGGCCAGGAGUAUCAAACGAGGACUGCUAGUUAGGUGGCAGGUUGCCAAACAGAUCUGGACGUACAUGCUGGCCAUCGGAAGUGCGUACUUCAUCACCCUCUGCCUGUUUCCGGGAAUAGAGUCAGAGGUCACGAACUGCACCCUGGGAGACUGGAUGCCCAUCGUACUCAUGGCCAUUUUCAACCUGUUCGACUUCAUCGGCAAGAUAACUGCAGCAGCUCCUGUAGAAUGGGAAGGAGGCUGGCUGGCCCUCGCCAGUUCCAUCCGGGUCCUGCUGGUCCCCCUGAUGAUGAUGUGCGCCGCCCCGCGGGAUUCGCCCAUCCUGCAGGGACCCGGUUGGUCCAUGUUCAUCUCCAUGCUGCUGGGGCUGACCAAUGGCUACUUCGGAAGCGUCCCAAUGAUUCUAGCUCCUCGAGAGGUGGAAGACGAGCAGAAAGAGAUCACAGGUAACAUCAUGAUGCUGUCGUACAGUCUGGGCUUGACCGCCGGGUCCGGACUGGCCUAUGGUCUGAAGGCCAUCCUGGGGCCUGAGCUGACGUACGAUCCUUGUACUGCUGCAAACACAACCUUCCACAACUCCACCAUACUACUCUAGUUUUCUCGGUUGAUGUUGUUUGUAUGAUCUACAGUCAAACUCGUACUCUUCACAAGACUAUCUGGACAUGGUGACCACAGUUUUGUGGUCCCCUACUUAGAUAUUUUGACUCAAGCAUCAAAUCCUGUCUAUAGUGUCUUCUUGGGUAAUUUUGACUGUAUUUAUGUACGUAUGUAAUAUACCUUAUAUAUCUAAUAUGCCUUAAGAGCCAUGCUGGCUCAGAAGAGGAUUAAGUAAAUAAUUAUGUAUGUAUGUAUGUAAUAUUAUGUUCAUUACAACAACAACUAUAUUCAUAAGACAUCAUCAUCCCUUCCAAGGCUUCGUACGUUAAAAUUGACAUUAUAUUUUAUUAAUUGGCAAAGUCAAGUUGUUUGCGCGUAUCUUUUCAGGUGCAUGUAUAAGUUUUCUCUAACAUAUGUACCUCGUUGUAAUGUCAGUGGAUGGACGUCAGACCUAAACAAUGGUCUUUGUAGACAUCCUUAUAUUCAGUGUCAGGUAAAAUAGUGUCAACGUUUCUGUGUAACUGUUAACGAUUUCAAUUCUACAUGAUCUUUGUAGAUAAACACUUCGUCAUUAAGUAUACUGAUAAUAAUAGACUUUGUAAAAGCAUUCUCUUUGGAACAGUGCGUUUUGAUAUUGUUGCGGUAUCCUAGUGUUGAAAUAAAGACUUGUCUAUAUU
Molecule: messenger RNA, 2475 nt
Organism: Branchiostoma belcheri (Belcher's lancelet)
Lineage: Eukaryota; Metazoa; Chordata; Leptocardii; Amphioxiformes; Branchiostomatidae
Product: equilibrative nucleoside transporter 4-like
Exons: 10
Coding region: 291-1796 (501 amino acids)
Biological process (GO): nucleoside transmembrane transport
Cellular component (GO): plasma membrane
Molecular function (GO): monoamine transmembrane transporter activity; nucleoside transmembrane transporter activity
Source: RefSeq, a predicted model, not a curated record